Mollisia scopiformis is the source of this 3096-nucleotide messenger RNA. Its product is annotated as kinesin-domain-containing protein. Gene Ontology annotation, biological process: microtubule-based movement. The coding region runs from base 162 to 2726 and encodes 854 amino acids. Gene Ontology annotation, molecular function: ATP binding; microtubule motor activity; microtubule binding. The transcript has 8 exons. NCBI's taxonomy places the organism in Eukaryota, Fungi, Ascomycota, Leotiomycetes, Helotiales, Mollisiaceae. The record is from RefSeq and is a predicted model, not a curated record.
GUAAACACAAACUCGAUCGUCACUUCAAGCAUCAUCUUGUCUCUUCUACCUAUUGCUAAACAACGCGACUGGCUGUUGCUCAAUACUUCUCGAAAAUUCAUCUGUUUAUGCAUGCAAUUGCCUGUCUACGUAUGUAGCAAUUGCUACCGUUGAGGUUCAAAAUGGAACACGCGGAGGAGAACUCGAGUACACGAGUUUCACGACUACGACCUCCUACUCAAAUAGCUUCUCCUGGAAAAGGUCUAUCAGAGAUUUCAGAAUCAGAAAACAAUGCACGAUCCAAACAAGUCUCGAGGAUGCCUCCACCAGGGAGUCUGAAGCAUAAACUCGGCUCGUCAAACUAUGAACCUGAACCCAAAAGGAAGACGCUUGCGGAAAGGGCAGGAGAACCAAGAUCCGUCGCAGCUGCCACGCCAGGCCCAAGGACAUUCGUGAAAGCAACAUCUCUUGUCGGAGCUAGUGGUAAGCCAAUGCACGGGCGAACCCAGUCCUACACAUCAUCGAUAUCCUCCUCAACACGAACGCCAUCCGUAUCCUCUCGCAAUACAUCGAAUGGAAGCUUCGCAAGCAGCGUCGGUCCUGCCGGCCGUCCAGCUACUUCUUAUGGCAGUCGAUCACAGACCUCAAUGGCUUUCAGCCAAUCUACAACAACACGUCCAACUCUGGCCAUGCCGAAAUCUCGCCCAACUACCUCCAUGGAGAACUACUCGGACGACGACGAAGAUAUUCCAUCACAAGGGAAGCGUAAGGCUUGGGACGUUCGUGGACGGCUCGAAGACGUGGAAGCCAUGUAUUCUAGGAUGAAGGAUACACUCGCUGGAACCAAUCUAGAGCGAAGUGGCCUUGAAGAAGCUGUAUCCAUAUACAAAACUCGAAUCGCCGAGCUAGAGGUUCUUCGAACCCAAAUAUCAUCAGAGAACAAGACACUAGAAAGUGACUUGGAUGCUAUGAGGCAAAAGACAAAUAUGCUCCAAGAGAGGCUACUGACCACUACCACUAGCCUAGAGGAUAAUAUCAGAACCACUCGGAUAGUGAUGGACGAUAUGAAGCGCGAGCACCGGAAUGAGAUUGAUCAGCUGCGAAGGGACAAUGCAGACGAGGUCGAACGUCUACUACGUCUACACCGAGAGGAGCUCCGAGAACUGGAACGCCGUGCAGCUACCGAAAUGGAGGACAGGAUCCGUGAACUUCAGCGACGGAAUGACUCCAAGCUUGAGGAUGAGCGCAUUCGCAGACUUCGCGAGGUCCAGGAACUCGAGUCUCGCAUCACAACAGAAAGUCAGAGUCUUGACUUGGCUUUACAGAAGAAGGAUCGGGAGAUUCAAAACAUGAGAGGCGAGUUAGAAGAUGUCAGAGGAGAACUGGACCGAGAACAAAUUCUAAAAGGCAAUGCCCAAAGAGAUCUCUCGGCGCUGAAGGAAACCUUCCAGAUGACUGGCGUCGAGAGUUCAUCCACCAUUCAGAGCCUCGAAAGCACAGUGGCAAGUCUUCGCGCUCGCAUCCAUUUCCUCGAAUCUGGAAGCAAAGCACAAUCCGACAGCUUUGCCGAAAUGGAAUCCAGGCUACAGGAUGCCGUGCGUUCGGCUGAAGUGUCGAAGCAGAAGUUGAUCAAGGAAGAGUCUCUUCGCCGUAUCCUGUUCAACCAAGUUCAAGAAUUGAAAGGCAACAUCCGUGUUAUGUGCAGAGUACGACCAGUCUUCGACACCACUGAGGGAGAUGCGGCCAAGUUGAAAUUCCCAGAUACCGAAAAAGAAAGCAAAGAACUCGAGAUCCUUGGCAAAGAGGAAAAGAGUAGUCUUGGCAACAUCACCAGAAAGACUCACUCUUUCACAUUCGACCGUGUUUUCGGACCUGAAAGUCAAAAUCAAGAAGUCUUUGAGGAAAUUUCACAGCUUGUUCAGAGUGCGCUUGAUGGGUAUAAUGUAUGUAUAUUCUGUUACGGUCAGACUGGAUCCGGAAAGACACACACAAUGUCUUCUGCCGACGGCAUGAUACCUCGAGCCACACAUCAAAUCUAUGAGACAGCAACAAACCUCAAGGACAAAGGUUGGACUUAUACAAUGGAAGGAAGCUUCGUGGAGGUCUACAAUGAGGAGAUUCACGAUCUGCUCGGUAGCUCGAAAGACUUUGACAAAAAGAAGCACGAAAUACGCCACGACGAGCAGAAGAAGCAAACUACCGUCACAGGCUUGAAGACGGUGACGCUCGACUCACCCAAUACAGUCGAGAUGAUCCUGAAGCAAGCUGCAAACAACCGAAGCGUCGCGGCAACCAAGUCUAACGAACGAUCAUCACGCUCGCACUCAGUAUUUAUCCUGAAGCUCGUAGGCCGGAACAGCACCACCAACGAAACCUCCGAAGGCACCCUGAAUCUUGUCGAUCUCGCUGGAUCCGAGAGACUGAAAUCAUCAGGCGCAGAAGGAGAUAGAAUGAAGGAGACGCAGAACAUCAACAAGAGUUUAAGCUGUUUAGGAGAUGUCAUCGGUGCUUUAGGUCAAGGCAAGGAGGGUGCUCAUAUUCCAUACAGGAACUCAAAGUUGACAUAUCUUCUACAAUACUCCCUCGGUGGUAACUCAAAGACACUAAUGUUCGUGAUGGCGAGCCCCCUUGAGGCUCAUCUCAGUGAGACUCUUACCAGUCUGAAAUUUGCUACAAAGGUACACAACACACAUAUUGGUACAGCAAAAAAGUCAACGAAGGUCCGGGAACGUACCAGCGAGUCAUAAGGUGUUUGGGUACUUGUUUGAGUAGCAUUCAGCGUUGAAGCAUCAGCUUCUUCAAAUUCAAGAAUUGUUCGAGGGGCGUACGGAGUAUUAUUUGUCUGGAAGAGAGGCUUGGUCAUGAUUGUACAUCUGGUGCUGGCUAGACUCGGCCGCCAGCAGGAGGGUCAGUGUUAUUGGGGGCGGGUGAAUUGAAUACCAUGAUGGAUGCAUGCAGCUGCCUAUCUGUAUUGGUUGUAAGCGCUUUGUAGUGACAAGGUAGAAGGUCAACAACUUUUCCUAUACAACGGUGAUACGAUUAUGUGGGCUACCAAAGUCUUCGAGUGGAUGCAUCGUUUCUUUGUACAAAUUUUGGUCUUGGUCAACUUGUCUCGGG